Messenger RNA from Prosopis cineraria, 2534 nucleotides. Its product is annotated as probable disease resistance protein At5g66900. Bases 1521 to 2384 code for a protein of 287 amino acids. The record is from RefSeq and is a predicted model, not a curated record. Gene Ontology annotation, biological process: defense response to fungus. Gene Ontology annotation, molecular function: ADP binding. NCBI's taxonomy places the organism in Eukaryota, Viridiplantae, Streptophyta, Magnoliopsida, Fabales, Fabaceae. The transcript is spliced from 5 exons.
GUCCACGCUGCACUGAAACAUACAGAAACUUGGCUCAUCACCAAUGGCGGAUGUUUCGCUUAUUUGGGGUUUACUGAAAGAAGCUCUGGCUGUUGUGGGAAAGGGUCUAGAAUACAAGAGCACUCGCAAGAAUCUCGAGUCAGCUGUGGAGGACUUGAGCCCGUUGGUUGAAAAGAUCGAACAUUCCAUGAAGCAGAUGGAUCUGCCAACUAAACAUAUAGAGAAACUGAAAAGGAUAUUAGCAGACAACAAAGAGGCUCUUGGAAAGCACAAAAUCCAUUGGUGGAGUUGCGUCCUUGCGCCGUAUUCUCAGAGAAAACUAUCCGAAGGGUUCACUUCCCUGGAACGCAACAUCUCUGUUGACAUACAAAUUCUCACGCUUCAGCAAUUGACUGACAUCCUCUCGAUCCUGAGUUCUCAAGGUAGUGGCCUUGGAAUCCCAACCAAUUCAGCUCUGAACACACACAAUGUCGGGACACAGAUUUUCAAGGAUCAUCUUGAUGAAAGAUUAUUCCCCCGAUUUACUGUGGGAUUGGAUGGCCCUUCUAUGGAAGAGUUGAAGGAUAAGCUGCUUCAUGGUGAUGAGCGGGUUCUGAACUUGUAUGGUUUACCAGGAUCCGGGAAGACCACUAUGGCGAAAAAACUCUGUCUUGAUCUCCAAGUCGAAGGCAAAAUUCAAGUCCAAUAUCAUCUUUGAGCCGUUGGGUUCACAGAUUCAAAGCAAUGAGACAGAGAUAAUCAACAAGUUGCAGGAUCAACUGUCCAAAAAUGGCGGAAAUCCAGUACUGUUGGUAUUGGAUGAUGUUUGGCCUCGCUUAGAAAAUAUUGUUGAUAAGAUAUAUCUAAGAUCACCAUAUUCUAGAAUUUUGGUGACUUCUAGAGCUCAAAUCAGAUCAGUUAAAACCCGAUACCCUAUGGAUUUGCUCAGCGAGAAAGAUGCAGAAAAACUUCUCCGUCACUUAGUUCAAUCGAGCAACAUCGAUUUUGAUGAGCCAGCAAGACGUGAAAUUCUUCUCCAGAUAGCAAAAGGUUGUGAGGGCUUACCAUUGGCUCUUGAAUUCAUCGGCGGCAAACUCCGAGGGAAGGACAUUGAAGCGUUUCAGAAGGUGCAGUUAGAAUGGUCGCGAGGUGGCUCAAUUCUUGAUUCAAAUGCAGAGUUGCUUCGCCAUCUCCAAAACACGUUGCAUCUUUUGGUAGAUGAAUCCAUCAAGGAGUGUUUUAUGGACCUUGGUUUAUUUCCUGAAGAUCAUAAAGUCCCCAUUACUGCACUGAUAGACAUGUGGAUUGAACUGUAUGACCUAAAUGAGCCAAGAAACAUAGAUGCAAUAUCUUCAUCAAAGAAUUAGUGGCCAUGAAUUUGGCCGCCGGAAUCAAAAUUAGAAGCAGGAUGGUUGGAAUGGAAGUGGACAAUUACUACAAUAACCACUUCCUCGUGCAGCAUGAUCUUUACAGAGAGCUAGCCAUUGAUUUGAGUGAACAAGAACCAUUAGAGAAUAGAAGGAGAUUGAUCAUUGACAUGAAUGGGAAUAUCCCUCCACAAUGGUGGCCUUAUCCUGUCACUAUCAACAGAUCAAAAGGUCACUCCAGGCUGGUGCAACAUUCAAGGACCUAGAGCUGUGGUUCUGGUUUUGAAUCUUAAGACUAUAGAAUACAUUUUACCUGAAUUCAUCAAGGAAAUGAAAAAUCUUAAAGUUCUUAUAGUCACCAAUUAUGGUUUCUGCACCACUGAGUUAAAGAACCUGGAACUGCUUGGUUCUUUGUUGAGCCUCAAGAGAAUCAGAUUGCAGCAAGUUUCAGUUCCAUCUCUAUGUGAUCUGAAGAAUGUGCACAAGCUGUCACUUUACAUGUGUGAAGUUGAGAAUGCUUUUGAGAACAGCUCCAUUGACUUCUCAGAAGCAAUGCCAAAACUGGAAGACUUGAGCAUUGAGUAUUGCAAAGAUUUGGUGAAGUUGCCGACUGGGCUCUUCAAUAUUGCUGCUCUUAGGAACCUCACUAUUAGCAACUGCCACAAAUUUAUCGGACUGCCAGAAGAAAUUGAAAAGCUUGAGAAAUUGAAAUUACUGAGGAUUAGUUACUGUGCUGAUAUUGAAGAAAUGCCAAAGUCAAUCACAAAGCUCAAGAGUCUAAGCUUUCUGGACAUGUCAUUCUGUGUAAGCCUUAAAAGAUUACCGGAAGAAAUUGGUGAGCUGCAGAAUCUGAAAAAGCUUUAUAUGGCGGGCUGCCCUGUACUUGAAUUGCCAAAAUCAAUCACGGAUGUUGGGAAGUUAGAGAGUGUGAUAUGCGAUGAGUAUGCAUAUCCGUUGUGGGAAGUUAUCAAAUAUCGCUUUUCUGGACUCAGCAUAAAGACGGUCACCAUGGAGAUUAGCUUGAAUUGGCUUUCCUGAAUUUGGUUGUUUGUUUGCUUUCUUAGUUGUCGUUUGAAUAAAUGAUAUAUUUGUGUCUACUGGAAGAUAUAAUCUCCUCUUUUCCCCUAUGAGAGAAAAGGGACGGUGGUGUACAGGAAGUUUUGAAAAAAGAUGGAAUGAUGGUGUAUU